Molecule: messenger RNA, 3363 nt
Organism: Owenia fusiformis
Lineage: Eukaryota; Metazoa; Annelida; Polychaeta; Sabellida; Oweniidae
Source: the annotation of a GenBank genome assembly
UGAACAUUUCUUCAUUAACCAAAUGUUAAAUUUGACGACAACAUUUACACUUUACAUAAGGAAAUACAGCCAUAAUAGUGUAUCUAAUUAUUGAAUGUUUGAUUUAAUCGAAAAAAAGACAUGAAUAUUUUAUUAGAGACUUUAGUUACAUCCGACUGCAAAAUUUAUUCUGUGAUAACUUUUAUGUUAACAAAACACUAGAGGCUUGACACAAGAUAAAAUCAUCUCGUAAGACUAUAUUAUCUCGUUCAGUAGAUCUGUUGCAUACAGUGGAUGGAGAAUAAGGCAGAUUUCACAAUUUCAGCUAGUAUAAGAAAACGAAAAGACAUAAUUUAUUUUAGAAUGGAUAUGAAAAACACAUCUGAGGGAUUUUGUGUAAUUUAGGGACUACAAUGUAUAUGACUUCGCAAAAGGAAACAAUACUGAACUGAAUGGAUUCAUCUAUUAUUACACAAUGGACCAUCACUACUAUAUAAACUUCGUAAAAUCUAAGCAACAACAUCAGUGAUAUAAAACAAUACAUAAUACCUUCAAAAAGACUUAUCAAAAUGGAGCAUGGAGAGGUAAUUGAUUUUGUAUCAACAACUGAGGAAAGGGACCCUCAUCAAUGUUCCAUGACAAUUCUCGCACAGAGCAAUGAUGAAUAUAAUACCCUACAUGGCUCUCUAGGGCCUCUACUGGAAUAUAUGGACCCAGGUCUUCAUUUUAUAAAUGUCAAAUUGAGUAACCCUGACAACAAGAUCCUUUCUGAUACUUUAAUGAAACAGGCACAAGAUCUACCAAAAUGUCAGUCGGGUAAGGUUCUCACACCAGCUUUAUCUGUGCUUCAGUUCUUACACGAAGAAGGAAUGCUUACUUACGAUGAAGCAAAGAUUUUACUCCAGUCAAAGAAAAACUGGAAGUUUCAUCAUAAGAUUGAGUUAGCUGUUAACAGAAAUGGUUUAAAACAAUCAAUGGGUGUCCAGGCAUUUUAUUCGCCUUCUCCAGGUCAACCAUUAUGGGCAGUUAACCCAAUUCACACAGACACAGAGUACAUUCGUUUCCAAUAUUUCACGCGGGAUUUCCCAGCCAUGGUUGAUUUCUAUAGAUUGAUUCUAGGCAGUGAAGUUGAGAUCUCCAAGCCAGGAUUCUGCGCUUUCUCUAUUUACACAAAGCCAGGGUUUGAGGUUCAGCUUGCCUUGAAGGCCUCGACCUCUCUAGUGCCUUUUCCAGUUCGGACAGCCAGCCUUAGGUUUAAAAUUGCCAACUUAGAUGAUAUUGUUCCCAUUCUUGGGUGUCACCCUGUAGAGGUUACAGCAACUGAGUACUGCAUUCAAGAUCCCGAUGGCAACUGGGUGAUCCUUGAGGAAAUCCAACAGGUUGAUGAUAAUACUGAUAUCAACUCUGUUGGGGCCACAGAGACUGACUCCUGUGAUGCAUCUUUGCCAGAGGAAAUCUCAGCAAUGCCACUAAGAAAACAACAUUUGCCAACAGUUAAGCCUGUGUCCAUGCUCAGCACAGUAGGGGAAGUUGGAUCAUGUGAGAGUCUGGAUACAUUGAUGAAGUUUACCUUGAACACUAGUGAUUGCGAUGACAGUGAGUCUGAUUAUUUUGAAUGCCAACAAGAAAGAAUGAGCCAACCAGUUUUGAACAUAUCCAAUACAUUGGUAAAUAAACAGGUUGAAUCAGCAGAUUCAGGAGUUGACUGCUCUUCUCAUUUAAGUAGUUUCAAUAGUUCAGGAACCCUUGAGACUUUUUCCCCAAUAUCCCCUCCUUUACAUAGAUCUCAACAACAGACUAUCCCAGAGUGCCACUCGGAUGAGUCCUCACAAGAGGAACACUCCCAGAAUUUCCAAAACAAUACAAUACGAAGGCAAAGUUACAUUUCUCCUAAAGAGUUGACUCAAAGUUUGAAUAUUCCAAGGAGGCCUUCACUGUCAACAUCAGAUGAAAAUAGACGAAUUUGUACAAAGGUUCCACAAAGACCAAUGAGAGCUCGACAUCACAGUGAUGUUGAACAAUGUGAUUACAGUGUAAAAAAUAACAGAGCCAUCGAGCAACAGUUUUAUCCUGGUGUUAAUGCUCAGCAUUCCAAGCCCAUGAGAAGACAAAGUAUCAAUGAUUUUAUUUCUCAUACUGUCUCAAUGGCUAAAUACUCUGAUACUAAUACAACUGGAAGAAUAAACAAUGACAGGUUGAAAACGACACCUGGAAACAGACAACAUUACAAUUCUCUUGAGUAUGCCCCACAAAAUGACAGGUGUUUGGAACAAUAUAGACAGUAUCCAACUGAGGUUAUGGCCCAACAUAUCAACUCUCAAAGAAGACAAAGUGUUGAUGAUUUUGUUUCACAUACAGUUUCAAUGGCUAAAGGUACUGUGAGACCCCCUAGCUGUAGCAGUGAAUCAGAAGAGAGUGCGAUCUCUGAACCCUCACCGAGAUAUAGUGUAGGAGGGUUAAAUGCUAUUUCCCCUCGGGAACAACGGUCUCUGAUGAACCCCGCACCAUCCGUCCAUGACACACCCCAUAAUAAUAUCACAAGAAGAUACAGUGUUGGGGACUUCAUCACUCAGAUGUCAAAAUCUAAAAAUAAAAUUGGAAAACUAUUCAAUGGUGGUGACCCACAAUUAAAACAACGUCGUUCCUCAACUGAUUCAGGGUCCACACAUUCUGGCUCAGGGACUAGUGAUGAAGUCAUGGAAACUAAAGUUAAUAAAAAACAAGUUUGGUUCCAGAAAAGAAGAACAACAAUAGCAGUGGGUAAUAACAGAAGAACAAUUAGUGAUUCUGGAUAUCUCUGAAAUCAUUAAUGAUUUACAUUUAAUAUAGCCUAAUGUAUAAAUGGAUUUAGUGGUUAAAUGCUUUCUACAGAUGUUACAAUUGUAUUCAUUUAUAUAACAAAUCCCCAUAGUACAUACAAAAAAAGUUUGCUGAUCACCUGGGAUAUACCAAGCAAUGGAGCACAUAACUUUACGGCAGGCAGAAUAAUAAUAUAGGGACAGCUAUAUAAAGUUGCAGUUAGGAUGACUUUUUAAGAAUUGAUGGAAAUGUACAAUAUCAUUAUUUGCUUGUUAUUUUUAAGAAGUUCAAGAGUUUUAUUUUUAUUUCAAGAAAAUGCUUUGACUUUCAAGGUUAAUACUGAUGUAAUAGAUCUGUAAUAGGGAACAGAUCUGAAAAUAAGACAUCCACUUUUUAUCAUAUUCUGCAUGUAUCAUACCUUCAAUUUUGUUACAUUAUCAGUGUGUCAUUUAUUACUGUAGAACUUGUGCCUGUGUAGUAUUGAUCGAACCCAUGAAAUGGCUUAAUAAAUAUGUAUAAACUAUGAUCAUUGAUUUAUCUGAAGAAUAUAUUGUUGUUAAACAAUUGCACUAUAUCUGUUAUUGU